CAUAAUCUUUCUUUCUGGGCCUUUCCCUGAAAUUAAUUCCUGAUUGACGGUAUAAAAGACCAGCUCCUCCAAGGAGAGAAACUCCCCUGGCUGCCACAGGAGGCCAAGGCACUUGGCAGCGAUGAGCGUCCUUUUCCAUCUCCCAGUCCUUUUGGCUUCCCUGAGCUUGUCCCAGGUUGCAGAAUCUGACACAAAUGAGCAGGACACCCGCACCUUCACCAUCUCUGAUGCUGUGAGUCAGGUUAAGAUCCAGGUCAACAAGGCCUUCCUGGAUUCCCGGACCAGGUUGAAGACGGCCAUGAGCUCUGAGGCACCCACCACCCGACAGCUCUCCAAAUACCUCAAGCACGCCAAGGGCUGGACCCGCAUGGCCAUCCGCCAUGGGCAGGUGUGGGAAGAGUCCUUAAAGAGACUGAGGCAGAAAGCGACCUCGACCAACAUCACAGACCUUAGCCUGGACUUCACUGCACUCUCUCAGGAGGUGGGCUGUGGUGCCCCAGUUCCUUUGGUGAAAUGUGAUGAGAACAGCCCUUACCGCACCAUCACGGGAGACUGUAAUAACAGGAGGAACCCCGCGCUGGGCGCGUCCAACAGGGCGCUGGCGCGCUGGCUGCCGGCGGAGUACGAGGACGGGCUCUCCCUGCCCUUCGGCUGGACGCCCAGGAAGAAGCGGAACGGCUUCCCUGUCCCACUGGCCCGUGAGGUAUCCAACAAGAUUGUAGGCUACCUAAAUGAAGAGGGUGUUCUGGACCAAAACACGUCCCUGCUCUUGAUGCAGUGGGGUCAAAUUGUGGACCACGACCUGGAUUUUGCCCCCGACACGGAACUGGGGAGCAGCGAGUACUCCAAAGUGCAGUGUGAUGAGCACUGUAUCCAGGGAGACAACUGUUUCCCCAUCAUGUUCCCGUGCAACGACCCCAAGGUGAAGACUCAAGGGAAAUGCAUGCCUUUCUUCCGGGCCGGGUUUGUCUGCCCCACUCCACCUUACCAGUCAUUGGCCCGAGAGCAGAUCAACGCUCUGACCUCCUUCCUGGACGCCAGUUUAGUGUACAGCCCUGAGCCGAGCCUGGCCAGCCGCCUCCGGGAUCUCAGCAGCCCACUGGGCCUCAUGGCCAUCAACCAGGAGGCCCAGGACCACGGGCUGGCCUACCCGCCCUUUGACAACAAGAAGUCGAGCCCCUGUGAGUUCAUCAACACCACUGCCCGCGUGCCCUGCUUCCUGACAGGAGAUCACCGAGCCUCGGAGCAGAUCCUACUGGCCGUUUCCCACACCCUCCUUCUCCGAGAGCACAACCGGCUGGCCAGAGAACUAAAGAGACUCAACCCUCAUUGGGAUGGAGAGAAGCUCUACCAGGAAGCCCGGAAAAUCCUAGGAGCCUUCAUACAGAUUAUCACCUUUAGGGACUACCUACCCAUUGUUCUAGGUGAUGAGAUGCAAAAGUGGAUCCCUCCAUACCAAGGCUAUAACAAAUCUGUGGAUCCCCGAAUUUCCAAUGUCUUCACCUUCGCCUUCCGCUUUGGCCACUUAGAGGUCCCCUCCACUGUGUUCCGCCUGGAUGAGAAUUAUCAGCCAUGGGGUCUGGAAGCAGAGCUCCCCCUGCAUACCCUCUUCUUCAACACCUGGAGGAUAGUCAAAGAUGGUGGAAUUGACCCUCUGGUGCGGGGCCUGCUGGCCAAGAAAUCCAAAUCGAUGGAUCAGAAUAAAAUGAUGACGGGCGAGCUGCGCAACAAGCUUUUCCAACCCACUCACGUGAUCCACGGCUUUGACCUGGCUGCCAUCAACAUACAGCGUUGCCGGGACCAUGGGAUGCCUGGGUACAACUCCUGGAGAGGCUUCUGUGGCCUCUCACAGCCCCAAACACUGAAGCAGCUGCACGCCGUGCUGAAGAACAAGGUGCUGGCUGAGAAGUUACUGGUUCUCUACGGGACCCCUGACAACAUUGACAUCUGGAUAGGGGCCAUCGCUGAGCCCCUGGUAGAAAGGGGCCAGGUGGGGCAUCUCCUGGCCUGCCUCCUGGGAAGGCAGUUCCAGCAGAUCCGUGAUGGAGACAGGUUCUGGUGGGAGAACCCUGGGGUCUUCACUGAGGAGCAGCGGAACUCUCUACAGAAAAUGUCCUUGUCACGCCUUGUCUGUGACAACACCCACAUCACCAAGGUCCCGCUGCACCCCUUCCAAGCCAACAGCUACCCCCAAGGCUUUGUGGAUUGCUCAGCCAUCGAUAAGCUGGACCUCUCACCGUGGGCCUCCGAGGAGAAUUAGGGGCCUGGACUCCACGGCCUCCCAAACUGUCCACGAUGCCACUUCAAGCAAGCUCAGUGACCCGGUCCCUUAGAGCUCCAUACCUAGUCCCAGCCCUUCUUUCUAGCCAGGUUUCUCUACACUCCCUGGAUGCACACCUCGCUCAAGCCCGAAGCCAGCCCCCUCGGCCUCUCCAGCUCUUCCUCUUGAAUCCAUCCUCUCUGCUUGCGGAAACCCGCCUUUCUGUCAAGACUCCGAGAUACCCUCUGAGAUACCUUCCAGCCUAGCUUGCCAGAUGUCAGCCAUCCUCUCGCCUGAACAAGUCAAGGCCUUUACACCCUUAUCCCUCCUCCCCGUGAUUGUAAACUCCCCCGUGAUUAGAAACUCCCCAAGAUUGUAAACUCCUUGAGCCGGGGACUUCAGCCCACUUCCAAGUGUGUUCCGUGGGCCCCAGCAUGGUGCUCAGCACACAG
Messenger RNA from Lipotes vexillifer (Yangtze River dolphin), 2712 nucleotides. It is a transcript of the gene LPO, whose product is annotated as lactoperoxidase. NCBI's taxonomy places the organism in Eukaryota, Metazoa, Chordata, Mammalia, Artiodactyla, Lipotidae. Gene Ontology annotation, biological process: response to oxidative stress; defense response to bacterium. The transcript has 13 exons. The coding region runs from base 122 to 2260 and encodes 712 amino acids. The record is from RefSeq and is a predicted model, not a curated record. Gene Ontology annotation, molecular function: thiocyanate peroxidase activity; heme binding.